AUGUCGCCGACUCUCAUUCCACAGGCACUUGUCCCACGCUGGCAAGAUGUAUCUACUAUUCCGACAACGCCACUACAACAGUCGAUGCUGGCGUGCUCGAUCUUUUGGGUAGUCUUUGCUUUUGUGGUCUACUCCCUCCGGAUGUACAGUCGACAAAACGAUUGGGUGAUGACUGCAGCUAUGAUCUUUGAACUUGUAGACAUCGUAUCUGAGUAUUUGUACUUUCGUUACGGCUACGUGGGCUUUCCUGCAUCAGAUGUCCCAGCUCACGAUCCUGCCCCUGCUCUUCUUUGGGAAUACAUAAUGGAGAUCUUUUACAACCCAAUCCUGGCUCUGGUGAAGACAUCUGUCCUUGGUUUCUUACUAAGAAUAAGCAGUCAUAACAAGAACAUCCGUCUGGCAAUCUAUGUCGUUAACUUCGUCAACCUAGCACAGAUGGUAGCUCUUGUGAUAGUAGUUAUCUUCCAAACAUCUCCUAUUGAAGCUGCAUGGAACCCAAACGUUGAAGCCCUCUACUCUGUAGAUUUUGUGCAGUUUGCAGUUGCAUCAGGUGCAAUCACAAUUGCUACCGACGUACUGGUAUUGGCAAUUCCAAUCUGUGUCUUCAUCGGACUCAAUAUGCGUACUGCACAGAAGAUCGGCCUAAUUGUCUUAUUCCUCGCAGGUGGCGUUGUCACUACAGUCAGCUGUAUUCGUCUUGCCAUAAUGCAGAAAAGCUUCACGGAUCCUGCGUUUAAUUUCAACAACUCAUGGGGGCCAACAUGCGCCGGAAUUGAGACCAACUUGGCUAUUGUGACAGCAUGUGUGCCAGCACUGCGACCUUUACUUGUAAAGUGGCUACCGCAGUACUUCAAAGGAAAAACAACACAAGAUGGACCCUCUUGCGGUGCAUCAGAGCGACUUGGAAGGAAUGCAGGAACAAAUCGACACAAGAACCCUGGAGGUAGCGGUUUUGUUCUGAAGGAACUCAACCAGGCCCACGCUCAGAUCAGAGGAUAUUCUCCUGAUGGCAGUGAGGAAGAGAUCAUGACGUACAAUGGUAUUAUACGAACAACAAAUUUGUACAUUGUAUAUGAUAGCCCGCGUAUGAGGGAUGGACUUAAUAUGGAUUUUGAUGGCAGUGCAAGGCAUGACACGCGGGUUAACGCGAACGUGCUAAGCACUGCUGUUUAG
Messenger RNA from Truncatella angustata, 1173 nucleotides. RefSeq lists its product as uncharacterized. The record is from RefSeq and is a predicted model, not a curated record. The coding region runs from base 1 to 1173 and encodes 390 amino acids. Lineage: Eukaryota; Fungi; Ascomycota; Sordariomycetes; Amphisphaeriales; Sporocadaceae. The transcript has 6 exons.